CGACACAAACCACGCAAAAAAGAUGUCUUUCCAAGAACAAGGCCAUGCAUUACCCCAAUCCCAUGACACGACACCCAUUCUUAAUUCAAGCCUAUGCCCUUACACCCCGUUGCUCGAAUCCGCCGACGCCAACGCCGCCGCUGAUGCCCCACUCCGGCAGCGUCGCCGGCGGAGGACCUCCUCCGUGGUCCUCCUCCUGCUGACGGGGCUAUUGGGUGGCGCCAUAUUUGUGGCGGUGGUGUUGCUAAAAAAUGGGAAUAAUGAGCCGAACGAAGAAAUGGCGGUGCCAUUGGUGAAUGCGGUCCCGGUGGGUCGUGGCGUGGCGGAAGGAGUCUCGUCGAAAUCGUUCCGCCCGUUGCUCAGAGCGCCUGUUUUUGCAUGGACCGCCAAAAUGCUGGCUUGGCACCGAACCGCUUUUCAUUUCCAGCCAAGAAAAAAUUGGAUGAAUGAUCCUAAUGGUCCAUUGAUAUACAAGGGAUGGUACCAUUUCUUCUACCAAUACAAUCCAUACGGUGCCGUAUGGGGCAACAUCGUGUGGGGCCACGCAGUUUCAAAGGACCUGAUCCACUGGCGCCACCUCCCCAUCGCUAUGGUUCCCGAUAAUUGGUACGAUAUCAACGGUGUAUGGACCGGCUCAGCCACCAUUCUAGAAGACGGCCAAUUAAUCAUGCUCUACACCGGUUCCACCAACGAAUCGGUCCAGGUCCAAAACCUAGCAUACCCAUCCGACCUGUCGGACCCGCUCCUCGUCGAUUGGGUCAAGUACCCCGGCAACCCGGUACUGGGCCCGCCACCCGGCAUCGCCCCCCAGGAUUUCCGUGACCCCACCACCGCAUGGCUGACACCCGAGGGCAAGUGGCGUUUCACCAUUGGCUCGCAAAUCAACAAGACGGGCAUUUCGUUGGUGUACGACACUAAGGAUUUCAAGACGUUUGAACUCCUUAACGGGGCGCUCCAUCGGGUUGCGGGUACGGGUAUGUGGGAGUGCGUUGAUUUCUACCCGGUUUCCAAGGUUGUCGAGAACGGGCUGGACACGUCGGAUAACGGGCCGGAGGUGAAGCACAUUGUCAAGACCAGCCUUGACGAUGAUCGAAAUGACUAUUAUGCCAUUGGGACCUACGACGGUGAAUCGGGGAGCUGGAUACCUGAUGAUCCAACCAUUGAUGUGGGGAUUGGAUUGAGAUACGAUUACGGUUAUUUCUACGCUUCCAAAUCAUUUUAUGAUCAAGAAAAGAAGAGAAGGGUUUUGUGGGGUUGGAUUAAAGAGACUGACAACGAAAAAACUGAUAUACAAAAGGGUUGGGCAUCCGUUCAGGCUAUUCCGAGGACGAUAGUGUUCGACAAGAAAACAGGUAGCAACAUAGUACAAUGGCCAGUGGAGGAAAUAAAGAGAUUGAGAAUGAAUAAGAAUGUUUUCGAAAAGGUGGAGGCUAAACCUGGUUCCAUUGUCUACAUUGAUGUGCCUUCUGCUUCUCAGGUAGACAUUGUUGUGGAAUUUGAAUUGGAUGAAGAGGCCUUGAAGAGUAUAAACGGAACCGAUGACGACGAGGCCUAUAGUUGCAUGACAAGCGGCGGUGCUGCCGAGAGAGGCGCACUAGGACCCUUCGGGUUAUUGAUUCACACGCACAAGAGCCUAACAGAGCAAACUCCGGUUUAUUUCUACAUUUCAAAGGACACUCAAGGCAAUUUCAAGACUUUCUUUUGUGCUGAUCAUUCCAGGUCAUCUGAAGCAAGUGAAGUGGACAAAGCAAUCUACGGUAGCACAGUGCCGGUACUGAAAGGCGAAAAGCUAUCAAUGAGAAUACUUGUGGAUCACUCGAUAGUGGAGAGCUUUGCACAGGGGGGAAGAACAUGCAUAACAUCACGGAUAUAUCCAACGAAAGCAAUAUACGAAGAUGGACACAUCUUCUUGUUCAACAAUGCUACCGAUGCGGCCAUCACCGCUUCCCUUCAGAUAUGGCAAAUGUCUUCUGCUUAUGCACACUCUUAACUCCUUAGUUAAUUUCCUUAUAUAUAUAAUUAGUCUAAUUAAUGUUGGAUUUUGAUCAAGACCUUUUUCUAGUUUGAAGAUUUAUUUUACAUUCUUUUUGUAC
Molecule: messenger RNA, 2093 nt
Organism: Erythranthe guttata (spotted monkey flower)
Lineage: Eukaryota; Viridiplantae; Streptophyta; Magnoliopsida; Lamiales; Phrymaceae
Source: RefSeq, a predicted model, not a curated record